AUGAUGGGAAAAAAUAAAAGUUCGGUUAAAAAAGUAGGAACUGUUGUUGAAAAAAUUUCUACUGUAACAGAAGAAAUUGUUAAAAAUAAAGAUAAUAUUUCAAAUCUCACGAAUGAUCAUUUCAAAUUAGUUAUUGGAACUGUUGGUGCUAUCGGCGAAGCCGCCAUGCCAUAUUUGCCAUUGAUUUCAUCAGUAUUAACAUUGACAGCAAAAAUUGUCAAGGCUUAUGAUAAUGCUCAAUAUAAUAAAAAAAGUUGUGCAGCAUUGAUUCAACGAGUGCAAUCAGCCGAAGUUGCAGUUAAAGUAUUGGAUAGACGCAAACAAGAAAAUCAAAAAAAUUUUCAUCAACAAACUUAUUAUAUAAACUUUGAAAGAUUUAUCACUAUUUUAGGAGACAUUGAAGCUUUUAUGACAGAUUUCACACGUUUAUCACAAUACAAAAAAUUUAUUUCUAAUCAUGUUAUUAAAGAAAGAUUUAUUGGAUUGAUUAAUGAUUUUGAUAGAGUAGUUCAUGAUUUAGGAUUUACAAUGAUCAUUGCAAGUGAUGAAGAUAGGAAAAAAGAGAUUGAAAUUUUAAAUAAAGAUAUUUCUGAAAUGUCAAAGUUCUUGCAAACAAUUGAAGCUGGUGUUACAACAAUCGAUAAAAAAAUCAGUCACGUGUUAGAACAUGUAUUAAUAUUACAAGAUAAAAAAAAAGAUAAAGAUUUUUCACCUCCAAUUAAAAAAAUACCACCCAAUGAAAUAAAAAUCGAAAGUUCUACUCACGAUAAAAAAUUACUUAAAGCAAGAUAUUUAGGAUGUAAUGUUGCAUGUGAUACCAUUAUCUUACCUGAUGAUGACAAACCUGGUUCACACAGGAUUAAUGCUCAAUUAGCCAUUUUAAGAAAUUUAGCAAAAAAUUAUGAACCAAAAAUUACAAAUUUCAGUUAUAGUAGGGAUCUUAAAGACAAUACAAUUAAAAUUGAAAACCAGAAAAAAAUUAUUCGUUGGUUAGCUCCUGAAAAAAUGCAACCAUCUAAAUAUGCACCAUAUACUAUUCAAUGUGAAAUAUUUAGCUUUGGGAUGCUUUUAUGGGAAUUGGCAUUUCAACAAUUACCUUACAAAAAUAUGGAAUUUUCACAGAUACAAAGUCAUGUUUUAAGUGGUAAAAGAGAACAUUUAGAUUUUACACUUGAUUUGCCAGAAACAGAAUUUGGAAAAAUUGUUAAUUCUGCUUGGCAGCAUGAUCCAACUUUGAGGCCAGAAUUAAAUUAUUUAUUUAAUGAUUUAGAAAAAAUUUGUACAAAAUUUGCUAAUGUUUCAGGAAUAUCAUCAUCUAUGGUUCUUGCCAAAAACAUUAAUGUCCUUAAUAACAAUAAGUAUAAUAGUAAUGACAAUGGUAUCUCAACUUCUGUGAUAACAACAAACACUGCUACCGCAUCAGCAACCCUUAAUGGUUUUGCUACAACAAGCACGCCAAAUUCAGAUAAUAUUAGCCCUAUAUUAAGAUUGGAAGAUGGUCUUGCAUUAGAUAAACAGGGUCAAAAAGAAAAGGCUUAUUGGAAAAAUUAA
Messenger RNA from Entrophospora candida, 1551 nucleotides. NCBI's taxonomy places the organism in Eukaryota, Fungi, Glomeromycota, Glomeromycetes, Entrophosporales, Entrophosporaceae. The record is from the annotation of a GenBank genome assembly.